AUGCUUAAGCGACUUGGAUGUCACGAGAUUCCUGGUAUAGAUGAGGUCAACAUGUUCAAGGCUGAUUCCAAUAUCAUUCACUUUGAGAGGCCGAAAUUCCAAGCAGCCAUUGGUGCCAACACCUUCGUCGUUUCCGGUGGUAACGCUGCUGAGAAGACUGUUGAUGAGCUCAUGCCUGAGAUCAUCCCUCAGCUCGGACCUGAGAAUGUUGCUAUGCUCAAGGAGAUCGCCAACCAGAUGAGGCUCGCCCAAGAGGCCCAGCAGAAGGCUAAGGUGGAGGAGGCUGCUGCUGAGGUCCCUGAGGUGGAAGGCGACUUCGAGGAGGCUUCCAAGGAGGAGGAGAAGCAUUAA
Perkinsus marinus ATCC 50983 is the source of this 351-nucleotide messenger RNA. RefSeq names its product basic transcription factor 3b, putative. Gene Ontology annotation, cellular component: cytosol; nascent polypeptide-associated complex. The coding region runs from base 1 to 351 and encodes 116 amino acids. The transcript is spliced from 3 exons. The record is from RefSeq and is a predicted model, not a curated record. Lineage: Eukaryota; Perkinsozoa; Perkinsida; Perkinsidae.